Molecule: messenger RNA, 451 nt
Organism: Cricetulus griseus (Chinese hamster)
Lineage: Eukaryota; Metazoa; Chordata; Mammalia; Rodentia; Cricetidae
Source: RefSeq, a predicted model, not a curated record
UUUGCCUGAGUUGGCUUCUCACCAUGUCUUCUCACAAGACUUUCAGAAUGAAGCGAUUCCUGGCCAAGAAACAAAAGCAAAAUUGUCCUAUUCCUCAGUGGAUUCAGAUGAACAACUCCAAGGGAAGACACUGGAGGAGAACCAAGCUGGGCCUGUAAGGAUUCACACAAUCAAUGGCAAGACUUGAGAGUUUGUACUGAAUCAUGGUCAAUGGUCAAUGCAAUGUAUGCUGCCAGAUGGAGUUCAACAUUUUUAACCUGGAGACUUGGUCGUAUUUAAGUUGGGAAUAGUUUGUCCAGUAAUAAACAAACAGAGCCUUUCAAAAAAAAAAAAAGAAUAAUUAGAUAAACAUAACAGAACUCCAGAGACAAAGCCUGUGUGAGGCACCCAGGAAAUGACCACAGAGGUCACAUUUAGGUGGAAAUGGCCACCUAAAAUGCCAGAAUGGACA